Oppiella nova is the source of this 1401-nucleotide messenger RNA. The record is from the annotation of a GenBank genome assembly. NCBI's taxonomy places the organism in Eukaryota, Metazoa, Arthropoda, Arachnida, Sarcoptiformes, Oppiidae.
AAAAUAUUAAACUCAUUAAGAAAUAUUUACUGUGUAGUGAAUAUAAUAAAUAUCAGCAGUCUAAAAUUAAUAAUUACAUUUAUUAUUUAAAAAUUCUGUACAAACUGGGACAUUAACUAAUUAAUGUCACAUCAUCGGCACUUCCGGCGCUCGUACCGGUCGGCGCCGCCUAAACUCGUGCCGGCGAUCAUCUCGUGUCAGACCUCCUGUUGUCUCGUCUUUCUGGGCAUCGCUCUACUUAUCGCCGGAAGUAUAGCCCGUUUCGUGGCCGGCAAUGACAGCCCGCCCUCCAAGGAGUUCGACACCAAAUUCUUUAAUGAUGCCAAUUUCGUGGCCGGCAAUGACAGCCCGCCCUCCAAGGAGUUCGACACCAAAUUCUUUAAUGAUGCCAGGAGUGACUUUGCCAAAGGUCCCAGAUUUGUAGGGGGAAUACUAUUGAUAAUUGGUUCGGCAAUAACCGGGGUCUCUAUCAUCGGUUUUAUAAUGUCUUGCUGCUUUUAUGCUAAAUACGAGAGGGAAAGGCAUUUAGUUACAACGGCUCAACCCAUGCCUAACCCCAUUCCAUCCAACCCUAACAUGGCUGGUGCCUAUCCACACGCACCUACACCUAUACAGAUACCCGUAUCAAAUGUCGACUAUCCAUAUAAUAUGGGUAAUCAGUACCCGGGACCUGUCGUAUCAAAUGGUUAUCCAAGUGCUCAUAUAUCCAGCACCUGGAGGUAUACUAUGGAGGGCACGUGUGCGACAGACAAAUGGCGGGGCAAAUUUGGUAAUUUCACCCUGAUAGGCAAUGCUACCGUCAAUGAUGUUGCCACAACCAGAACAUGGCCUGCAAUGAGAGAGUGUGCGAUACGGAACGGCACCGGAAUGUCACAACAGGAACUGUAUCUCAAAUACCCGUAUGUUUUGGAAAGGUGUGUCCAAAUGGGAAUUGAGCUCAUGUCCGACACCUUCUGUGAGUCCUUAACUCCCGUUCCCGAUGUUAUAGACCCAAACAAGUGUAGGCUGUUUAUGGAUUGUAGUGUCGAUGACCUGUUGCACUCAAACACUGCUACCGUUCCCACAACGAGUGCCAUAGAGUCCGAGACCGACGCCCCUCAUCCCAACCCCACCAAUAAAUGUUCUUUAAGUGCUCAUAUAUCCAGCACCUGGAGGUAUACUAUGGAGGGCACGUGUGCGACAGACAAAUGGCGGGGCAAAUUUGAUGAGAGAGUGUGCGAUACGGAACGGCACCGAAAGGUGUGCCCAAAUGGGAAUAGAGCUCAGUCCGACGCAUUCUGUGAGUCCUUAACUCCCGUUCCCGAUGUUAUGGACCCAAACAAGUGUAGGCUGUUUAUGGAUUGUAGUGUCGAUGACCUGUUGCACUCAAACACUGCUACCGUUCCCACAACGAGUGCCAUA